AUGUCGGCCCAGACCUGGCAACGUGGCAAUAACCCCCAGCGGGUCUCCCAAUCCACCGCGAUGCGAUCCGCAUCCGGCCCUGCUGCUCCAAACCAACAGCGACAGCGUAACGAUGGUAAGUCUGACUGGCCCAAGCCUGACAAACAAAUCCUCACCGCCUUAGAAUCGUGGGUCGAGGUUUCUUCCCAUCCGUCUUCCUCUUCCGUGUCCUCUAUCGGCGACGAGAUCGUUACCACGGGCCUACAGGUGGGCUCGUCCUACCACGGCCAACGACGGCGACGUUUGCAUCCACAAUCGUAUGCGCGCUCCGGUGCUCCACAGCCCACUUUUGUCGCCGGUCAGGUUGGUCAGACCGGUACGAGCAGCAGCCAAGAAGAGUAUGAGGAGAGUGAGAGCGAGGACGACCGAGUCUUAACUAGUUCCGCCGAAAACAUUGCUUCACCCCAAGCUGCUCGAAGUACUCCACUACGACAAGUCCAACCUAUUGAGCCUGAAUCGAGCGAUGAUGACGAUGAUCGUGCAACAGCGCUGGGAACUCGCCCUCCGGAGCAGCCUUUUCAACCCCAGCCUAAUGCAUUCUCGCAUCCGCCCUCGCAUCUGUUGCAUCGCCACUCUACAACCUCGUCUCUUCCCCAACACCACAGACCAUCCUUCGGUCAGCGAUCCCAAACGCGCGUUGAUCGUCGCUCCCCUAAUUAUCAGGCUGACAAUGAUGCUGCAUUGCGUGCCAGUCUGACGACACUGCUUAGCUGUGCCGCUGCAGCGGGCAGACGAUCGAAGGAUGGCGAGAAAGAGAUAGGCGAGCGCUCGAAUGCCGCUACUGGUAAUCAGCCUAUUUCGUUCCGCUUCGCUACCGAGACCGACUUAAUGGAACCCCCUCCAUCAACCCAGACACGAGGGGUUCCUCAGCCCUCCAGGCCUAGCCCACAAGCUGCCACAAACCGUGAAUCUGCCGGCGAGAAGGUCAAGCGAUCUGCCACACCUACCCCGAAUACGAAGUCUCGAACCACCAAGAAGAAGAGAACGAACGUGGCUGCAGGGGAGGAAGCGUUUAUCAGCCCUACGCUCCUGACUUGGGUCGUAAGUGCCGGUGUUGUAGUAUUGGUCUCCGUCGUCGGCUUCGGAGCAGGCUAUGUCAUCGGAAGAGAGGUCGGUCGCCAAGAGACCUUGAAUGGCCUUGGUGCGGCGGGUAAUGCGAGCGCAGUGGCCGAGGGAAGCAACUGCGGCAGGGAGGUUAUCAGAAGUGGUGGUGGAACUCUGAAGAGGUUCCGUUGGGGCACCGCCAUGGGUAGGAGCGUAGCCGCGUGA
This is a messenger RNA of Annulohypoxylon truncatum, 1308 nucleotides long. RefSeq lists its product as uncharacterized. The record is from RefSeq and is a predicted model, not a curated record. Bases 1 to 1308 code for a protein of 435 amino acids. The transcript has a single exon. Lineage: Eukaryota; Fungi; Ascomycota; Sordariomycetes; Xylariales; Hypoxylaceae.